Messenger RNA from Ustilago hordei, 681 nucleotides. RefSeq names its product putative ribosomal protein L10a.e, cytosolic. Gene Ontology annotation, molecular function: RNA binding; structural constituent of ribosome. The transcript is spliced from 2 exons. Gene Ontology annotation, cellular component: large ribosomal subunit. NCBI's taxonomy places the organism in Eukaryota, Fungi, Basidiomycota, Ustilaginomycetes, Ustilaginales, Ustilaginaceae. The record is from RefSeq and is a predicted model, not a curated record. Bases 1 to 681 code for a protein of 226 amino acids. Gene Ontology annotation, biological process: translation.
AUGAACAUCUUUGCUAACUUGCCGCCGAAUCUUGACGUUUCUCCUAUCUCGCACGUGCGUAACACUCUCAAGGAGCUUAUCAAGGCUGCUGAGGACAAGCGCCGAAACUUCAACGAGACCGUCGAGCUCCAGAUCGGCCUUAAGAACUACGACCCCCAGCGUGACAAGCGUUUCUCGGGUACCGUCAAGCUUCCCCAUGUUCCCCGACCCCGUAUGAGCAUGUGCAUUCUUGCCGACGCCGCCGAUGUCGACCGUGCCAAGCUCAUCGACCUCGAGUUCAUGACCGUUGAGGACUUGAAGAAGCUCAAUAAGAACAAGAAGCUCGUCAAGAAGCUCGCCAAGAAGUACGACGCUUUCCUUGCUUCCGAGGCUCUUAUCAAGCAGAUCCCUCGUCUCUUGGGCCCCGGUCUCUCCAAGGCCGGCAAGUUCCCCACCCCUGUCUCGCACGGCGAGGACCUCGAGAAGAAGGUUACCGAGGUCAAGAGCACCAUCAAGUUCCAGCUUAAGAAAGUUCUCUGCCUCGGUGUCGCCGUCGGCCACGUCCAGAUGUCUGAUGACCAGCUCCUCGCCAACGUCAUGCUUGCCAUCAACUUCCUCAUUUCGCUUCUUAAGAAGCAGUGGCAAAACAUCAAGUCGCUCCACGUCAAGUCCACCAUGGGCAAGGUCUACCGUCUCUUCUAA